Symbiodinium natans is the source of this 960-nucleotide messenger RNA. Lineage: Eukaryota; Dinophyceae; Suessiales; Symbiodiniaceae. The record is from the annotation of a GenBank genome assembly.
AUGAAGCAGGCUAUUGAAGUGUUCCGAGACCGAGUUGCGCUGUAUGUCUUUAUCUCUUCACAUGCUGUCUAUGAUGUCUCCAAAAACAGAACACACAGUGAGCCUGUGCUCCUGGAAUCAGAUGCAGUCCGGCCUGGACGGGAGAUCUCGCCGCUUGAUCGGUGGAACCUGAAGGGAAAGAGUGUCCGUGGCGACAACGAACUCGAGUGUGAAGAGGAGCUGUUGAAACAGUACAAUGCUGGCGGAUUUCCGUAUGUCACCCUUCGGCUGGGAAAUACCUUCGGACCGAAGGAGAACACCAUCCGUUAUUGGCUUCUCCACCUCUGGGUCAAGGCUUGUGUUGCUUUGACACUUCCUCUGCAUGUGGACACCAGCCUUGUGGACACCCGAAUUAGCAUGACGUACACCCCGGACAUUGCCGAGGCUGUUGUGCGGUCGAUCUCCCGUGGCCUGAACGAGACGUGCUGUGCGGAGAAGGUGCAUGGAGAGGCCUUCAACCUAGCCUGUGAGGAGAUGCCGACGCAGAGAGAAUUGUACAACUACAUCGGCGAGCCGGCAGGUGUGCCCUACGUGGAAACGAUCGAGAUUUCCCGCAAUCAUUCUGUGGUGCUCUACCCGGACAACUUGGGUGGCCCAAUCAGCGUGACAAAGGCGCAGGAAGUCUUGCGUUGGUCCCCUACGGGCCUCAGCAAAGCCCUCCGCUCGGUGGCUCGAUUCUAUGAGCGACUCAUGCUAGAAGGAAAGAAGCACAAAGGACAGAUCGAAUUUAUGUAUCGAAAGAUCAAAGCUAUGUUGGGCGAAGAUGGACCCCGCUUCGUGGAAUGGACGCGGGCGCAGUAUGCGGAGCGCAGAAAAACAGAGCUUUACGAUGAGCUGGACGAUGAGGACGAGGAUGAGAUCAUCUUGGCUCGCAUCGACUCGAAGCGUCCUGGCAAAGGAGCGCGACGUGGUGAGCUCUGA